Hippocampus comes (tiger tail seahorse) is the source of this 1895-nucleotide messenger RNA. RefSeq names its product RNA binding motif protein 39a (gene rbm39a). The coding region runs from base 143 to 1675 and encodes 510 amino acids. Gene Ontology annotation, biological process: mRNA processing. The record is from RefSeq and is a predicted model, not a curated record. Gene Ontology annotation, molecular function: RNA binding. The transcript is spliced from 15 exons. Lineage: Eukaryota; Metazoa; Chordata; Actinopteri; Syngnathiformes; Syngnathidae. Gene Ontology annotation, cellular component: nucleus.
CUCGUCUCGCGAGAAUUUCUCGCGCCAUUUCAAGUACAAGAAGUAACGUCGCGCGGACGACGGAGGAGCGGUCAAAGUCAACUUCGGCGACGUUUGACCCUUUUUGUUGCAGUCGGAGCCGACGAGGAGCUGAGUAACGAGCAUGGCGGACGACCUGGACAUUGAGGCGAUGCUGGAGGCUCCUUACCGGAAGGACGACAAGACGGCCAGCCCCAAUGGCGGGGACGAACAGGCCAAGAGCAGGAAGAAGCGCAGCCGUAGUCGCGACAGGAAGCGCAGCAAAAGUCGAGAGAGGAAGAGGAGUCGCGAACGCAAGCGCAGCCGGGAGAAGCGGCGCAGUCGCAGCCGAGAGCGCCGACGCAGUCGUGAGAGGGGCGGGCGCUACAGAGACUACCACAAGGCGCGGAAGCGAUCAAGGAGCAGGAGUCCCAUAAGGAGGGAGAAAAGUCCAAUCAGAAGAGAGAAGAGUCCCAUCAGGAGGGAGAAAAGUCCCAACAAGCCUCUGGUGGACAACUUGACUCCAGAGGAGCGAGAUGCUAGGACCGUCUUCUGCAUGCAGCUUGCUGCCCGUAUUCGACCUCGAGACCUUGAGGACUUCUUCUCUGCUGUGGGCAAGGUUCGAGAUGUGAGGAUGAUCUCAGACAGGAACUCGCGUCGGUCAAAGGGCAUCGCUUACAUCGAGUUUGUGGAGGCCAGCUCUGUUCCUCUCGCUAUCGGGCUGACAGGGCAGAGGCUGCUGGGAGUUCCCAUCAUUGUGCAGGCCUCGCAGGCUGAGAAGAACCGAGCAGCCGCCGCUGCGGCCGCCGCCAACAACCUUCAGAAAGGCUCAUCAGGACCCAUGAGGCUCUACAUCGGCUCGCUGCACUUCAACAUCACAGAGGAGAUGCUGAGAGGAAUCUUUGAGCCCUUUGGAAGGAUCGAAGGCAUCCAGCUUAUGAUGGACAGCGAGACGGGUCGCUCCAAAGGAUAUGGCUUUAUUACAUUUGCAGACGCAGAGUGCGCCAAGAAAGCUCUGGAGCAGCUCAAUGGUUUUGAGCUGGCAGGCCGGCCCAUGAAGGUGGGCCAUGUGACUGAGCGGAGCGACGGGUCCGCAGCCGCCUCUCUGCUGGACAGCGACGAGCUGGAGCGCACCGGCAUCGACCUGGGCACCACCGGGCGGCUGCAACUCAUGGCUCGGCUUGCCGAAGGUACUGGCCUGCAGAUCCCUCCCGCUGCCCAGCAAGCACUGCAGAUGAGUGGCGCCAUCGCCAUCGGUGCCAUGGCUGCCGUCUCAGCUGCCAUGAAUCCAUCCAUGAACCUCAACAUGAACCCCCCGGCACUCAACCUUCCCUCUCAGCCUUUGGCCACGCACUGCUUCCAGCUCUCCAAUAUGUUCAACCCCAGCAGUGAGGAUCAUCCUGGCUGGGAGAUGGAUAUCCAGCACGAUGUCAUUGAGGAGUGCAACAAACAUGGCGGCGUCGUUCACAUCUAUGUGGACAAGAACUCAACGGAGGGCAACGUGUAUGUCAAGUGUCCGUCCAUCCCUGCUGCCAUGGCGGCUGUCAGCGCUCUUCACGGACGAUACUUUGCGGGCAAGAUGAUAAAGGCGGCAUACGUGCCACUUCCCGCCUACCACAACCUGUUCCCGGACGCCGCCACUGCCACGCAGCUGGUGGUCCCGCCUCCGCGCCGAUGAUUCCGCUAGCGCUGGACAUGUUUUGAUAACUCGUUUUUGGAUCGUUCAGUAAGCUACUUCCUGUUGACUUUCUGUCGUGUUGAAAAUGUCGAGGGGGUGGCCUCCAUCGAGCGCGGACCCGUGCUGUCCAAUGAGUGAGCUCUGUGAGCUGCGAGGAGGCCCUAUCAUUGACGUCAAACAUUUGUCUUGGUUUUCUAAUAAAAUCCUUGAUUAAACUUUA